Messenger RNA from Tinamus guttatus (white-throated tinamou), 870 nucleotides. NCBI's taxonomy places the organism in Eukaryota, Metazoa, Chordata, Aves, Tinamiformes, Tinamidae. The record is from RefSeq and is a predicted model, not a curated record.
AUGCAGCCGCUCAGUUUGCAGAUGAUACCAGACUGGGAGGAGCAGCUGAUACACUUGGGCAUUUGGAGGGCCCUUGGCAGACUGGGUGUACCUCAGUUACCAUGUGCCAAAGCGUUGUAUAACUACGAGGGAAAAGAACCUGGAGAUCUUAAAUUCAGUAAAGGAGACGUCAUCAUUUUACGUCGACAGGUGGAUGAAAAUUGGUAUCAUGGAGAAGUCAAUGGCAUUCACGGCUUUUUUCCUACCAACUUUGUUCAGAUUAUUAAACCUUUACCUCAGCCUCCGCCUCAGUGCAAAGCACUUUAUGACUUUGAAGUAAAAGACAAGGAAGCAGAUAAAGACUGUUUACCAUUUUCAAAGGACGAUGUUCUGACUGUAAUUCGCCGAGUGGAUGAAAACUGGGCGGAAGGAAUGCUGGCUGACAAGAUAGGGAUAUUUCCCAUCUCAUAUGUUGAGUUUAACACAGCAGCCAAGCAGCUGAUAGAGUUGGAUAAGCCCUCGGGCUCUGCUGUAGACUCUGGAGAAGGUACCUCUGGGGCAGCCCAUAACAACUCAACCCAAAAGCACACUGAUACCAAGAAAAACACCAAAAAACGGCACUCUUUUACCUCCCUCACGAUGUCCAACAAGUCUUCGCAGUCUUCUCAGAACCGCCAUUCGAUGGAAAUCAGUCCUCCUGUUCUCAUUAGCUCCAGUAACCCAACUGCAGCCGCCCGCAUAAGUGAGCUGACAGGACUUUCCUGCAGUGCCCCUUCUCAGGUUCAUAUUGGUACCACAGGACUGAUUGUGACUCCACCUCCUAGCAGCCCAGUUACAACAGGGCCUUCAUUUACUUUCCCUUCAGAAGUUACCUACCAAGCAGCUCUUGGU